GAAAAUACGAGAAUGGCGUGUGGCGAGGAGGACGCUGUGCUGGAUCUCACCAGCUCGCAGCUGCACGAUCUUUCAGAUGUCAAUCUCCCGCCCGGCCUUGUGGAGCUGGAUUUGACGGCGAAUCGUCUCUCCUUCCUCGAUCAGCGAAUGCAACACCUCUCGCGCCUGAAGAAGCUCAGCUUGCGCCAAAAUCUUCUCGCGGACGAUGCUGUGCAGGCGCUCGGCGAGUGGCCCUCACUGUUUGGACUCCAAGAGCUAGUUUUGCGAGACAACAAGCUCACUAGACUUCCACCAGUUGGAGGGCUGUCGGAGCUAGUCGUGUUUGACGUCUCGUUCAACGAGCUCACAUCGCUGGAUGGCAUGAACAAAGUUUGCUCGAAGCUGCGAGAGCUUUAUCUGUCCAAGAACGAGAUCGUCAAGAUGGAGCAGCUUGAACAUAUGCAGGAGCUCCGCUUGCUCGAGCUAGGCUCCAAUAGGAUCCGGGUGCUGGAAGGAAUUGAGAAUAUGAAGCGACUGGAGGAGCUCUGGCUAGGCCGAAAUCGCAUCAGGACCGUCAACCUUUGUGGCUUGACAUCGAUUGUCAAGCUUAGCUUGCAAAGCAACCGGCUGACAUCAAUGCUCGGUUUCGAGGAAUGCUUGGCGUUGGAAGAACUAUACUUGAGCCACAAUGGCAUAUCCAAAAUGGAGGGACUUGCCACACUCGUCAAUCUUCGAGUGCUGGAUGUCUCUUCGAACAGGCUGACGUCUAUCGCGGACGUCGAGAACCUUGAAAAGCUCGAGGACUUGUGGUUGAAUGACAACAACAUUCCUUCUCUCGAUGGCAUCGAAACAAUCCUCUCUGGUCCACGACAAUCGUUAUCCACAAUCUAUCUGGAGCGCAAUCCAUGCGCGUCUGAUUCCUCGUACGUGAACAAGCUUAUUGCAGCUCUUCCCAAGCUUGGGCAGAUCGAUUCGCGCGUUCUUUAGAAACCUUCCAACAGUCGACAAGCACCAGACGGAAAAAAAGAUCUGAAAUUUAUAAGAGAAUGCCUCUCACACUUCUCGCACCAAAACAACAAGUUAUUCCUACGUUCCUCUACAUCAAAAGCCAGGAAGCCGCCAGCACCUCGAUGAAAGCAACGCCGCUGGUGAAAGAAUGCCG
This is a messenger RNA of Selaginella moellendorffii, 1141 nucleotides long. Its product is annotated as protein phosphatase 1 regulatory inhibitor subunit PPP1R7 homolog. The record is from RefSeq and is a predicted model, not a curated record. The transcript has 6 exons. Gene Ontology annotation, molecular function: protein binding. Gene Ontology annotation, cellular component: cytoplasm. Lineage: Eukaryota; Viridiplantae; Streptophyta; Lycopodiopsida; Selaginellales; Selaginellaceae. The coding region runs from base 13 to 966 and encodes 317 amino acids.